Messenger RNA from Silurus meridionalis, 2014 nucleotides. It is a transcript of the gene them4, whose product is annotated as thioesterase superfamily member 4. The transcript is spliced from 6 exons. The record is from RefSeq and is a predicted model, not a curated record. The coding region runs from base 756 to 1526 and encodes 256 amino acids. NCBI's taxonomy places the organism in Eukaryota, Metazoa, Chordata, Actinopteri, Siluriformes, Siluridae.
AGAGAGAGAGAGAGAGCGCACUAAAGACACUAUAUAGUGUAUCAAUGGUCACAAUGGUCAAACGCGCCCCAACACACAGCUGCGUUUUGUUUACAGACCGCUGGUCGCUGAUCUUUGCUUAUGAUCGUGUCAGUGUUUUCAUGGUAUUUUACUGUAUGGCUCAUAGAUUCACAGAAAACACGCGUCUCUACAAUUCCCUCCAACACCUCCGAUAACAAGUCUCAUCUGACCUUUACUCAUACACUAGACACUUCCCCUAGUUUCACUCUGAACUCAAUUUACCUACAUUACUUUUAAAACUUGUGUCAGCUGAGCGUCAUUAGAUCAAAUGUGAAGUAAGUGCAUGGAGUUAGUUUCUUUUUUAAAAGCUCAUGACACCCCGCACCACUUCCCCCCGGGUCUUAAUGGAGCUAGUGAUAGUGAAGGCUGGAUUGCUGAAUUGAAACUCUCCUCCGUCUCCAGGAAGUACGAGCAGCGGUCAUCCGCGUCUUUUACAUCAUUCAAAGUCACCGGCACCCUGUUGGGUUUCCAGCUUCGUUAGAUCGUCGGGAGAAAUCAAAAUUUAUACCCAUACGAAGAAAAUACUAUAGGGUUUAGUUACCGAUUCCAUCUGUAACACGGAGGUCAGUGUGCAUAUGCUAGGUGCCGACUCAUGCCUGUUCAUAGAACGCGCUAGUCAGAGAAUGUUGCCAGAUCCGUUAUUUUUUAAAUAAGCGCGUGCCAGGUUUCGUGAUUAACCCUGACAGAGCUUUAUUAUGCUGCGACGCUGCUUCCAAGCCGCGUUGAGGUUCAUUCCUCAUUGGCCUGCACUGUAUCAGGAUGUUGUUUCUCAGCAGACUGUGGGUAAAAGCCUGGAGAUCUGGCAAACAGCGCACUGGAACACGCGAGGCCUGUCGAUGUCACUGUGGCCCUUCAGUGUAAAGUCGCGGGACUUCAGCCAGCCCAAUGCAUCCUGGAGUGCAGAGAUGCAGGACGUUUAUAAUCGUUAUAAUGCACUGUGUGAAGCCGAAACUGAAGAAAGUGGGAAGACGGGGACUUGGCGCAAGCUGCCCAGUUACAACCGCACUCUCAAAUACGUUAGAGGCGGCGUGUGCCUGAGUAAAAUAAUCCAGUCUAAAUCCAGACUCUUCACAAGAAACAUUAAAGAUCUAGGGGCAGCGUUCGAGUAUGUGGUUUUUUUGAACCAGCAGGAAAAGAGAUGUGUGUGUGUGUUUCAACCUGGACAUUUACUGGAGGGGCCUCCUGGACAUGUGCACGGUGGAGCAAUCGCCACCAUGAUCGAUACAGUGACAGGGACUCUUGCUGGUUACCUGGCUGGGCCUGUUAUGACUGCCAACCUCAAUAUCAACUAUCGCAGUCCAGUACCACUGGGUAGUGUAGUUGUGCUUCACAGUGCUCUGGAUCGUGUCGAAGGCAAGAAAAUCUUUGUAUCCUGUAGAGUGACCAGUACUGAUGAAUCCAAAUUACACACCGAGGCUACAGCUUUAUUCAUAGCAUUCAAAAUGGGAUAUUUGUUUGGAUCUUAAUCCUCAAGCCGAUUAUCAUCCGCUGAAGACACUCUGUGUGUGUGUGUGUGUGUGUGUGUGUGUGUGUGUGUGUGUGUGUGUGUGUGUGUAGAUGUGUGUGGAUGUACAGAACUGUUUACUGUCUUAGACUCAUCAGACUCACCAGUUAUUUGCUCUACCUCUCUUUAUGUAUUCACAACUACUAUGUUUUAUUUAUAAAUUUUUUAAAAUAAACCUUAAUAUUCACCUUCGAGACAUUAUUUUGAUAGGACUUUGAAUGGGUUUAAACAUACCGCAAGUAUUAGCAACAAUAACAUGCAUUAUGUUUUUUAACAUAGUAAAAUGACCACUAACAUCAACUUGAUAACUUGCAAAUAAGAAGGUAUUCAUGUGUGCAUGCAGUUAUAAUAAAACAAAUCUACAGUAUUGUAUUUGAAUAUAUGAAUGAAUAAAUAUGUGGAUUUUUGUGAGUUCAUCUUUUAUUUGCAAUAAAGAUUUUCUGAGCUGUA